UGUUGAGAAAAUUACCUGCAAAGGGACAGUCCAGCAUGCCACGUGGCGUAGAAUUACCACUUAUUCAUGGUAAUCGUAAUCUUCCUCACCGGUUCAGUGUCACUCUCUCGAUCUCUGAGGAUUAAUCCAUCAGAAAUGGCGACUCUAGCUCGAUUGUCCAGGAAAGCCCUAACCUCCACUCUCCCCACUCACCACCUCUUACUUCGCCGCACACUCGGCACCGAAGCCGCCAAGAUCGCAGAUUCGCCCAAUCGAGUGAAAUGGGACUACAGGGGACAGAGAAAGAUCAUCCCUCUGGGUCAGUGGCUGCCCAAGAUCGCCGUCGACGCUUACGUCGCCCCCAACGUCGUCCUCGCCGGACAGGUCACCGUCUGCGACGGAGCCUCCGUCUGGAAUGGGGCGGUCCUUCGGGGCGAUCUCAACAAGAUUACGAUCGGUUUCUGCUCCAAUGUCCAGGAGAGGUGUGUCGUUCACGCUGCUUGGUCUACUCCAACAGGACUGCCAGCAGAGACAUCCAUUGAGAGAUUCGUGACAGUUGGUGCAUGCAGUCUUUUGCGGUCGUGCACAAUUGAGCCGGAGUGCAUUAUUGGGCAGCAUUCCAUCCUUAUGGAAGGUUCUUUGGUGGAGACCCACUCCAUCCUUGAAGCUGGGUCAGUGGUUCCCCCAGGGAGGAGGAUUCCAACAGGUGAACUAUGGGCUGGGAAUCCUGCUAGGUGUGUUAGGACCCUGAGUCAUGAAGAGACCUUAGAGAUCCCUAAACUCGCUGUUGCGAUUAACGAUCUGAGCAAAAGUCAUUUCUCAGAGUUCCUCCCUUACUCAACAGUAUAUUUGGAGGUCGAGAAAAUGAAGAAGUCCUUGGGGAUUUCUAUAUGAAAAUUGGGUUUCAUGUUUCUGUGUAUCAGUCACUCGGAAUUCUCAUUGAAAGGAAACAAGUUUGAGUUUAUUGUUUUCGGGUUUUGUAAUGUUGGCUGAAGGGGGGUCUUGCAGUGUGAUUCCUAUCCAAGUUAGAAACUAUUUUAUUUCUUUCCUUCUUUCUUUUUGAUAAUGUUCUUUUCGGACUUUUGGUGCUACAUUCUUCUCCUCUUAGAAUGUAGAUACAACUUUUGAGUGGGUGUAAUUGAAAUUUAUUUGCUGAACACAAACAACAGGAAUAAAUGUUUGGUUGUCUUUGUGCGAAA
This is a messenger RNA of Cornus florida, 1178 nucleotides long. Its product is annotated as gamma carbonic anhydrase-like 2, mitochondrial. The record is from RefSeq and is a predicted model, not a curated record. The transcript is spliced from 2 exons. NCBI's taxonomy places the organism in Eukaryota, Viridiplantae, Streptophyta, Magnoliopsida, Cornales, Cornaceae. Bases 67 to 873 code for a protein of 268 amino acids.